GUUCAGAGCAGCCGGAACUGGUUGUAAAGCUUCAUGGUUUUGCGCCUAAAUUGAGAUAAGGUAAUCCUUUAGCUAGAGCUGAUGCACAUGACUCAAAUGUGUGCUGGUUUUUGAAGGUCUCUGUCCCUAAAUGCUGGACAUCUAAACUCCAUCCUCUGAUCUGUCCUGUGCUGAUAUUUCGUCUGCUGUCGGCUUCAUAACUGGACAAGAUGGAGCAGAACAACAGCUUGCCUCCGUUCCAACAAAGCAUUGCGUCACCUCAGGGCGCAAUGACACCUGGUUUGCCCAUCUUUAGUCCAAUGAUGCCAUAUGGUACAGGGCUUACACCACAGCCAGUACAGAACACCAACAGCUUAUCACUCUUAGAGGAGCAACAGAGGCAGCAGCAGCAGCAGGUGGCAUCUCAACAGCAGGGUGGGAUAGUGGGAACAUCAGGUCAAACUCCUCAGCUUUAUCACUCACAAGCAGUUUCCACCACCACAGCACUGCCAGGAAACACCCCUCUCUACACAACCCCUCUAACACCCAUGACCCCCAUCACUCCCGCCACACCUGCCUCAGAAAGCUCUGGCAUUGUCCCUCAACUACAAAAUAUUGUCUCAACUGUGAACUUAGGAUGUAAACUUGAUCUGAAGACAAUAGCCCUUCGAGCCAGGAAUGCUGAGUAUAAUCCUAAGCGUUUUGCGGCCGUCAUCAUGCGAAUACGAGAGCCCAGAACAACUGCUCUGAUUUUCAGUUCGGGCAAGAUGGUUUGCACGGGAGCUAAGAGUGAGGAGCAGUCUCGUCUGGCUGCCAGGAAGUACGCAAGAGUAGUGCAGAAACUCGGUUUCCCUGCCAAAUUUCUUGACUUCAAGAUUCAGAACAUGGUUGGAAGUUGUGAUGUCAAAUUCCCAAUCCGACUGGAGGGCCUGGUUCUCACCCAUCAGCAGUUCAGCAGUUAUGAGCCAGAGUUAUUCCCUGGUUUAAUCUACAGAAUGAUUAAGCCCAGAAUUGUGCUUUUAAUAUUUGUUUCAGGCAAAGUUGUACUCACAGGUGCAAAGGUGAGGGGUGAAAUCUAUGAAGCAUUUGAAAAUAUAUAUCCUAUCUUAAAAGGAUUCAGAAAGACAACAUAAUCCUGUUGACCUGCACCUUUUCUUAUUGUACUUGUUUGAGGGAACUUACUAGGAGUUUACUAGGACAUCCGUUCUCUUAAGUUUUGUUUAAUUAUAUGUAAAUACUAAUGUGUUUUGUUCACGGCUAGUGAAUGGAAAACUUUUUAUUAUUGUUUUUAAUUUUUUUAUUCAGUCCACAAUCUUUUAAUGGUUUUACCAUCUCUGUGUGUGUGUGUGUGUGUAUAUAUAUAUUUUUUUUCACAUUCCUUCUAUGAGUACACAUGUUCUUUUUAGGAUAAUUUCUGGGAAGUGCUGGACUGUCAAGAUACAAGAAAAGUGUUGGAAAUAUUUAUCAGGAUGUAAAGUGUUAAACAUUACAGCAUUAACAGUGUGUCUGGAUCACUUAAAGUUCACUUGCCCCCAGUGGAAGGUAUGUGUGGAAAGUUGUACAGGUUGGUUGAAAAUCAGUGAAGUUUCUGUAUUUGCUGGCCUGGGUUAUUUUGUUAAAGCAGCUGUGCAGUAUGCUAAGAACUGCUUUUGUAAUUUCAUUUCUUUGUAAUUCGUGAAAAUGUUACAAGUCUUCCACCUAACCCUUAUAAUGAAUAUAAUGCUGUUUGCAUCCAUGUUAGUGUUGGCUCUUCAAAUACAUGGUGCAUAUUGAUAUCCAGUAGUUUUGCUGUAUUGUUAGCCAAGUGCACUUUCCUUCUGCACAAGUCACUGUAGACCUUUGUCUGUUCAUGAAGGUUUUGGACUGGCAGAGAGCCUGUUCCUAUGAUUUGGUGGAGCUAGAUAUAUUCAUUAUAUGGGUUAUAUUCAGCUUCUUGUCAAGCACUGUUAAUGUUUUUUUUUGUUUCUUUUUUUGCAUCAGUUAUUGAUUUUUCUCUGCAGCAAACAAAUAUUUUCUAUCCAUUUACUGUUUUUUUUUGUAUACUGUCCUUUCAACUGGCUCAUCCCACAUUAAAUAAAACAUCUCUGCUCAGUAA
Molecule: messenger RNA, 2074 nt
Organism: Ictalurus furcatus (blue catfish)
Lineage: Eukaryota; Metazoa; Chordata; Actinopteri; Siluriformes; Ictaluridae
Gene: tbp
Product: TATA box binding protein
Exons: 8
Coding region: 210-1112 (300 amino acids)
Biological process (GO): DNA-templated transcription initiation
Molecular function (GO): DNA binding; RNA polymerase II general transcription initiation factor activity
Source: RefSeq, a predicted model, not a curated record